ACCCGGCGGCGGACGUCGAGGCUCGCGGGAGGGGGUGCGGCGGAGUCGCGCCUGGGGCGGCGGGCGGAGCGAGCAGAGCCUCGCUCACCGCGUCGAUGCGCGCCUCGAGCGCGCUGCCCGACGGCCUCGUGCACGGGCUGGCCGCCUUUGCGACGCUGCGCUUCUUCCUACAGUGCGUCAACACGCUGCUGGUCGAGUUUGAUAGCGCCGUCGCGGGCGCCUUUGCCGAGAUGCUGGUAAUCGAGAAUGUGCUCGAGCACUCGCAGGCCGUCGUCUUGCUCGUCCUCCUCGUCUCGGACAGCAGCUUCUCGGGGGCGGUGGCCAAGCUCCGCCCCGCGGCGGGGGGUGAGGGCCAGGGGGGGCGGCGUCAGGGGCUCGGCACGUUCAACAUCUUUGCCGUCACCGGCGACGCGGACAGCGCGAGGCGCCCCGUCUCGCUCGAGUCGGACAGCAGCGGUGAGCCGAUCGCCGCAGCCGACGGGAGCACGAGCCACCUCUCCGCGACGAGCCACCUCCCCGCUUCCGGGCGCCGCCCGUCGCGCUACGCGUCGCCCGGUGGCAUGCCGACGCUCAACUGAUCGUGUGUGCGGACUCUUGGCACUGCACUCAGGUUUGUCGUCGGCUCAGACGUCGUCCCCUCGCAUAUGCUAUUUUCAACCACGGGUCACAAUCGGAAAUGUCUAGUACCUCUGAAGAGACGGGCGCGUGCGGCGGCGUACGACGGCGGUAACGCGUAAGCAUUUAGUUAGUGUGCCGACCGCUGUGCGCUGAGCGCUGAACAACAGUAAAGAGAGACAACUAGUC
Molecule: messenger RNA, 804 nt
Organism: Emiliania huxleyi CCMP1516
Lineage: Eukaryota; Haptophyta; Isochrysidales; Noelaerhabdaceae
Exons: 2
Coding region: 96-578 (160 amino acids)
Source: RefSeq, a predicted model, not a curated record